Sugiyamaella lignohabitans is the source of this 1365-nucleotide messenger RNA. RefSeq names its product Mch5p (gene MCH5). Gene Ontology annotation, biological process: transmembrane transport. The record is from RefSeq and is a predicted model, not a curated record. Gene Ontology annotation, molecular function: transmembrane transporter activity. Bases 1 to 1365 code for a protein of 454 amino acids. NCBI's taxonomy places the organism in Eukaryota, Fungi, Ascomycota, Dipodascomycetes, Dipodascales, Trichomonascaceae. The transcript has a single exon. Gene Ontology annotation, cellular component: fungal-type vacuole membrane.
AUGCAGGAUUCUCUUUCGGUCUCGAGCCCUGUUAUCGGUGAGAAUAGUUAUAUUAUGUCUAAGUCGAGCGAGGCAGAAGAUACAGCACCGGUUUCCACAGAUCUUGAGAAGCUCUCGUCUCCAGAUACUAGCAUUCCAAAAGGCCCAGCUGACGGGCCAUCACCCCUUCCCCCAAAUGGAGGGGUGAUGGCCUGGCUGCAAGUAUUAGGAGGAUUUUUUGCAUUAUUCAAUUCGUGGGGUAUUGUUAACGCAUUUGGUUCUUUCCAAGCCUACUACAGUACGGUAUUACUCUCCAAUGAAAGCCAGUCUGCUAUUUCGUGGAUUGGAUCUAUCCAAGGUUUUAUUAUUGUGGCAUCGGGGUUAUUUACAGGUCGUUUAGUCGACGCAGGUUAUGCUCGAUACAUGACAAUUGUUGGUGUUUUCUUAGUCGUAUUCGGAUUUAUGAUGACAAGUUUGAGUUAUUCAUAUUACCAAGUACUUCUUGCUCAGGGUAUUGCUGUCGGAAUCGGUGCUAACUUGCUGUUCAUUAGUGUUUUGUCAGUUGUACCUCAGUAUUUCACCACUCGACGAGCUGCUGCACUCGGACUUGUAGUGAGCGGAAGUUCCCUUGGUGGAGUACUUUACCCUAUUAUUGUGGAGAGGCUACUCAUUGAAGUUGGUUAUCCAUGGACCUGUAGAAUUGUUGGAUUUAUUGCACUAGCUACUGGCUCAGUUACUUGUCUUGUCAUGAAACCAAGAAUCCCUGCAAGAAAGUCUGGUCCUUUAAUUGAUGUACCUUCUCUCACCGAUGCCCCAUUUAUUGUUUUUAGUAUUGGCAAUUUUUUCGGUUAUAUCAGUAUGUUUAUACCCCUCUUUUUUAUUCCUUCGUUUACUAUUUAUAAAGGACACAGCGAAGCCACUGGUAUUUAUAUGUCUUCCGUCAUCAAUGCUGCUUCUGUGUUUGGAAGAACUGUGCCAAACUUUGUUGCAGAUAAAAUUGGCCCUUUUAACACACUUAUUCCUGCUGUUGGGUGUGUUGUGAUAAUAACAUUUUGUUGGAUUGCUGUAGAAUCAUUGGGUGGAAUUAUUGCUUUCUGCAUUUUCUACGGCUUCUUUUCAGGAGUUUUCAUUUCAUUGGCUGCUCCAUGCAUGGUUUCUCUAACCAAGAAUCUCAAUAUUCUCGGAACAAGAAUUGGCAUGAGUUUUUUUAUCACUUCAUUCGGCCUUCUUUGCAGUGGACCAGUGGCCGGUGCUCUUCUAGAUCGAAAAAACGGAGCUUACUUAUAUGCUCAAAUUUAUUGUGGUAUUGCAUCGAUUCUUUCUUUUUCAUGUUAUAUGAUAGCUCGCUAUCUUCUGAGGGGCACGCAGGUGAAAGUAAAGGUCUGA